AUGACUGUUUUUUGUCUUGAUAUUUUACUACAUGGAAUUAUUCCGGCAAUAACUGGUGGUUUUUAUUAUGAUCUAUAUACUACACCAUUGGCUAAUACUGUACAUAUUUAUUUAUGGAUCUGUUUUAUGAUUCUUCCACUUCUUUUAUAUCUCUUUACACCAAUUAGUCUGUUAUCGUUUUAUAUUUAUCCAUUAAUAAUAGGAAUAUUAUUUUCUAUCAUAAAAUUCCUUAAUUAUCGUUUACAUAAAUUUUUUGAUUUGGCUGUAAGAUGUGAUGAUACAAUUGUUGAUAAUAAAAAAUCUACAACAAAUAUCACUGAUGAUAUUGAAGAAGAACAUAAAUUACUCAAUCAACAUACAACAAUUGAUGCACCUUUAUCAGAAACACAACCAUUAUGGAUUGAUUCUUUAUAUGGUAGUAAUAAUAGCAAUUUACCAUCUAUGUAUGAUGAAUCAUGUACUCAUAUACCACAAUCAACUGUUACAACAACACAUGAUUGUCAUAUAUCAACAUUAGUAUGUUCACCACCAGUUCUAAUACAAAAAUCUAACAAUCAAAUAAAUGAAAUACCAAAAUAUUCUUUAACAGAUGUUAUUUUACAAGGACCUAGUCUUCAAGAUACAUGUGUAUCAGAUUCAAAAUUAUGCCAAAAACAUGAACAAAAACCAAUAAAAGUUUAUCAAGAAAAAAAUUCUAUUCGUCGUGUACAAUCAGAUUUUAAUAUUAUAUUAAAUAAUAAUGAUUUAAUACAAUCAAAUAUAAUUGAAUUAUCUUCAAUAAAUGAUAAUAAUCGUUUAAAUAAAAAAUCGAAAUCUAUGGAAAGUAAUCUUAAUAAAAUUCGAACAAUUCAUAAUCAAGAAAAUUCAUUAACUAUAGAAAAAAAUGAACAAAUUCUUGAAAAUAAAUCGGAAACUCAUACGGAAGUAUGUUCAACUGUUGAUGUUCCAAUAGAUGAUUGGCGUCCAAUUUUACAAAUUCUUGAAAAUGUUUUUGCUGAUGAUGAUGAAACAUCUGAUAUGAUUACUGAACAACCUGAAUCACUUGAACCAUUAUUACCUAAUAACAGAUCUUAUUCUAAUGAUCAUCGAUAUUCAUCAAAAUUAAAUGAACAACAAAAUGAUAAUCAAGAUGAAUCAAAUAUUCCAACUCGUUUUCGUCGUACACAUUCAAGUCAAGGUCGACGAAGACGUCGAACAUCACGUCGUGCAACAUCUGUUGAUCAACGUCAAUUAUAUUUUAAUGGUGAACAUAUUUCAAAUCAUCAUCUAUCACCAUCAUCAUCAUAUCGACGUUCAGCUUGUCUAAUGAAAGAAACUUGUUUUGAUGAACGAACAUCAAAUUAUGAUUCUUUACGUGAUGAAACUAGUCUACGUGAUGAUUCAUUAACAACAACACCAUCUGAAGAAUCAUCACAAUUAUUAGUACGUACAACUGAACGACCUCGUUGGAUACCUGUUUAUCGACAAAAUCAAUAUGAUCAAGAUUCAUCAUCACAAAUUAUUGAUGAAGUUGAAUGGCAUAAUGAAACAAGUCCGGGAACUGUACAUUAUUUUCGUGAUGAAAAUGGAAAACUUUUUUCCUAUGUUUUUGGUGAUACAUCAUGUCAAGCACGUAUGGAAACAUCAGAUCCAAAACCGUUAAGUGAUAUAAUCACACGAAGUAUUAGUGAUGUAACUGAGGCAACGGUUGAACAAAUACCAAGAGAACAAAUAACACCUCCACAAACACCAUCAACAACAGUUCAACAAAAUCAUGAAUCUUGUUCAUUUUUUGGUGGUGGUCGUCGUCGUCGUCAUCAUCAUCAUCGACAACCACAUCGAUUAAGACGAUAUGAACAAACACAACAACGUGAACAUCAAACAAGAAUUAAACAUCGAUCAAUAAAAGGACAAACUUAUCGAUUAAAAUUAUUUAAUAGAAAUAUUAUUGUUCCAUUUGAUCGUCUUUGGUUAUUAACUGUUUUCGAUAGAGAUCGAUCAAUAGCUGAAUGUAUUUUAUGUAUAAUCUUGGCUAUUAUUGUUUCAAUAGUUGGUAUACAUGUUCUUUACAAUGAUAUUUAUUAUGACUUAGAAAUUCUGGUUUAUUGCUGUGUUGUUGCUGCAUCUCAAUAUUCUUUAUUAAAAAGUUGUCAACCAGAUGUGAAUACACCUGUUCAUGGUUUUAAUCGUAAUACAGCAAUAAGUCGUGCAAUAUAUUUUUGUUCAUUUUCAAGUUUAUUAUUAUUAAUAUAUAAAUUAAAAAUGUAUUCAUGGCAUUUUAUAUUAUUUGGAAUAACAUUUUCAAAUAUAAUCGUAUGUAAUAUGAUUUAUAAUAUUCUAUCAAUAAUAUUAUUAUGUUUGCCAAUAUUAUUUUUAUUUGGUUUAUUACCACAAUGUUCAACAUUUUUUCUUUGUAUACUUGAAAAUUUUGAUAUGCAUUUAUUUGGUGGUACAGCUAUGAUUAAUAUACCAGGAGCUUUAUAUAGUUUUAUAUUAUCAAUAAUUAAUUUUAUUUUUCUAUCAAUUAUUGGAUAUUAUGGAUUAUUAAUUGAUACAUCAAAAGAUCAUAUGCAAAAUAUAUUAUUUUCAAUAUAUUGUGGUUUAACAAUUAGUAUUUGUUAUAAAUUAAGUCGUGGUUCAAGUAAUCCAAAUGUUUUGUGGCAUAUAAUUAAAUAUGAUUUAUUAAAAAUAAAACGAAUAUUAAUUCAAAAUGAAGAUAUACAAGAUCCAUUGCCAGAUAAAUUAAAAACAAUUGUAAAACAACGUUUACAGUCAGAUAUUCUUCUUUGUUUUUUUAUAUCUAUUCUUGGUUUUGCUGCACAUGCUUCAACAACAUUUACAAGUCUUCAACCAAUACUUAAUUAUAUAAUAUGUUCAAUAGUUAUUGUUUUCGGUAUUCUAUUUCAUUAUAUAUUACCACAACUUCGUAAACAAUUACCAUGGUUAUUAUUUAGUGAACCGCUUAUUAAACAAGCAGAUUAUGCAUUAUUUGAACCGACAGAAGCAACAAAAGUUUUAUUUAUUGAAAAAUUAUUUGUAUGGAUUGUUUUUAUUGAAAAAAAUAUUCUUUUACCAUGUACAUAUCUCGGUGCACUUUCACAUUCGGCACCAAUUGUUAUUAAUAAAUUUGGUCUAUUACCAUCAAUAUUAAUAUUAACAUUAUGUUCAAUGAAAAUGCUUCGUAUUGGUUACUGUAAUUCUUCAAGACAUUUUCUAUAUGUAUUAUUAACAACAAUUAUGACAUAUAUAAUGCCAUCUAAUCGUUCGGAAACAUUUCUACUUAAUUAUUUUAUUUUAUCAACAUUAACUGAAAAAUUAAUUGAUUUCAAAGAAAAAGUAAAUUUUAUUUUUGUUUAUUGUGCUCCAUGGCAAAUAUCAUGGGGUUCAGCAUUUCAUGCUAUUGCUCAACCAUUUUGUAUACCACAUUCAGCUAUUCUUGUUGUUCAAUGUUUAAUGUCAGCUUUAUUAAAUUCUCCAUUAAUGCCAUUAUUAGGUAGUGCUGCAUUUAUAUCAUCUUAUCCUCGUUCAAUAAAAUUUUGGGAAAAAAAUUAUAAUACAAAACGUAUUGAUAAUACAAAUGUUCAAUUACAAGCACAAAUCAAUGAAUUUCAUUGUGGUCUUGAUGAUAAUAAUUUAAACGCAAUUUUUUAUGAACAUCUUACACGUGUUUUACAAACAUCACUUUGUGGAGAAAUUCAACUUGGACGUCUCGGCAAAGUGAAUACAGGCGAUUUUUUUAUAUUAACAAGUGAUAGUUUAAAUUGUAUGAUUCAUCUUAUUGAAAUUGGUAAUGGUUUUAUAACAUUUCAACUUCGUGGUUUAGAAUUUAAAGGUACAUAUUGUCAACAACGUGAAGUUGAAGCAAUAACAGAAGAUAUAGAUAAAAAUCGUGGUUUAUGUUGUUGUGAAGCCGGUCGUUUUCCUCAUAUGCUUUCACUUAAUGCUGCAUUUACACAACGAUGGCUUGCUUGGGAAGUUAUUUGUUUAAAAUUUGUUGUUGAUGGUUAUAGUAUAAAAGAAAAUAAAUUUAAUGAAACUGUUGUUGGUUAUGAUUUACGUAAACGACUUAUAUCAUUAAUGAUUAAAGCAGUUAUUUUUUAUGCUAUUCGUUCAGAUCAACUUGUUAAUUGGCUUGAAAAUGAACAAAUUCGACAAGCUAUGAUGCAAUUUAUCGAUCCUGAUCAAGUUGAUGUUGAUCCAUCAUUUACAACUUUAUUUGAUGAUGAUUUUAAAGUUGGAGCUGGUGGUGUAACAAAAAAAACAUUUACAUUUGUUUAUGGAUCAUGGAUUAAUUUAUGUAAUAAUAAAAGACAAAUACCUUUAUCAUCAAUACAAGAAGAUGAUUUAAUAACAUUUUGUUUUAUUCUUUCAUUACUUGCACGUCGAACUUUAUUUAGUUCAUUACCUUCACAUCAUACAGUUUUACUUGAAAUUUAUCAUGAAAAUUUUGUUCAUGGAUUUUAUUCAUUAUUUAAAGGUGAUUUUCGUCUUGCACAUAAAGAUGAAUGGGCAUUUGCUGAUAUGUCUUUAUUAAAAAAUGUUGUUGCACAAGGUGUUCGAAUGUCAUUAAAACUUAAUCAAGAUUCAUUUCUUGAAAUGUCAGAAUAUCUUGAUAAUGAAAAAUUAUAUGAUGAUAUUGCUCAAAAUGAAGCUAAUCUUGUAAUAACUCAUGAAGCAUCACCUGAAUGGCGAAAUGCAAUUUUAUCAAAUAAACCAUCAUUAUUAGCAUUAAGACGAGCACUUGUUGAAAGUAUUGAUGAAUAUCGAAUAGUUAUGUUGGAUCGUCGUCAUUUAUCAUUUCGUAUUGUUAAAGUUUCUAAAGAAUGUGUACGAGGUUUUUGGGCAUCACAACAACAUGAAUUAAUAUUUUUACGUAAUCGUAAUCCUGAACGUGGUUCAAUUCAAAAUGCUAAACAAGUUCUUCGAAAUAUGAUUAAUUCAUCAUCAGAUCAACCGAUUGGUUAUCCAAUAUUCGUAUCACCUUUAAUAACAUCUUAUUCAUCAACAAGUCAACCAAUAAAUGAUAUUAUCGGUGGUGAACUUGCAUGGGAUUUAAUUAAACAAAAAUUAUCAACCUUUUUUCAACGAGCUUAUACAUUUUUUCUUGCUCAUUGUUUUGGAAAUGCAUCAGGUACAAAUGAAGCUAUUCAACUUGCUGAACGACGUACAAUAUCAUCAGCAACAACAGCACAUGCUCAACAAUCAUCAUUUAAUGUGCCAGUUAGUUCAACUCUAGUUGAUCAAAUUCGUUCAUUAUCAGUUCAACAAAAUAUAAAUACAAAUAUUAAUAAUGAAAUGAUUGUUAAUAUUAAUGCAAUUAAUAAUAAUAAAAAGACUCUUCAAUCUGAACAACAAACAUCUGGACUUAUUAAACGUACGUCCGAUAGUUUAGUUACAACAACAACAACAUUAACAAAUGAUGAACCAAUUCGACGACGUUCAUCAUUAUCAACUGAAUUUAAUACAAGUGAUCGAAAUUUAUGUACAAGUAGUAAUACUCAAAUUAAUAAAUCUAUUGUUACAUAUUCAACAAAUGGAAAUUCAAAUGAAAAAGUUAUUAUUAUUGAUACUACAGCUAUUUAUGAUUCGAUCAAUUUGGGUCGUCGAAUAGAUGUUAUUUGGCCAAAUGAACAAAUGCGAUUAAAUGGUGGUCGUAAUGUUUGGUCUGGUUGGAUGCCAAGUGUAGGCAUGACUGGUCUUGUUGUUCAUCGUUGGAUACCAAGACAUCGUGAUGCUCGACAACGAUCUCAUAUUGAUAAAUGUAUAUUACUUGUUCAUAUAGAUAAAUAUGAUAAAUUUGUGCCCAUUGCCGAACAUGGUGUACGAUUUAUUGGAGAAUCAACUUAUCUUUAG
Rotaria sordida is the source of this 5832-nucleotide messenger RNA. NCBI's taxonomy places the organism in Eukaryota, Metazoa, Rotifera, Eurotatoria, Philodinida, Philodinidae. The record is from the annotation of a GenBank genome assembly.